Messenger RNA from Mizuhopecten yessoensis (Yesso scallop), 3504 nucleotides. RefSeq names its product cilia- and flagella-associated protein 157-like. Lineage: Eukaryota; Metazoa; Mollusca; Bivalvia; Pectinida; Pectinidae. Gene Ontology annotation, cellular component: ciliary basal body; cilium. The transcript is spliced from 10 exons. Bases 200 to 1909 code for a protein of 569 amino acids. Gene Ontology annotation, molecular function: microtubule binding. The record is from RefSeq and is a predicted model, not a curated record.
UAUUCAUGUAUCCAAGUAGUGACGUCAUUGUCUUUGUUGACAACAAGAUGGCGGACACUAUCAUCUUUCUAUAAUAAUGUAGUUGGUUUAAUCUUUUUGGGGGCCUGUUGACCUAUUAUAAAGGUCAUUGUGAACGCAACCAGAUAUACGUUGGAUAUUUUACUUUUGAAUUAACUGGACAAUAGGAAAAUAAGCGAAAAUGCCGCCCAAAAAGAAAAAGAGUGGGAAGAAGGGAAAGAAAAGUGCGAAGAAAUCUGGAAGGGGAUCACCGUCAAAAACAUCCAGUGAACAACUCAAUGAAUUGUCGAAGGAAUACUACCUCAUCCAGAUCAGGGAUCUGGAAAACAGACUUGCUAGGUACCAGAAAAAAUGUGAUGAAUUGGAAGUCAGCCAGGGGGCAUUCAAGGAUCAGUUUGAUCAGAUGGCCAGGGACAAGAAUGAUAUCGUGUCAUUCUGGAAAAGACAGGUUGAUCUUAAAACUGAUGAGAAUGCCGACCUGCAGGAACAGUUGAUUGGUCUCCAGCAGACCAGAGAGCAAGAAAAAGAACAGGCCAAUGCAACCAUCCAGCAACUCCGACAGGAAUUCCAGGAAACCAAGGACCAGCUCACUUCUGACAACAUGAUCCUUGGUGGUAAACUGGCCUCAUUGGAGGAGUUCAAGGUGCAGAAGGAGGACCUGAUGGCCAAGUUUGCUGCUAUGGAGGAUGACCUAAAGCAGAAGGAUGAGGACCACAAGAAGAUGAUCUAUGACCUGGAGAAGAAAGCUGUAAUAGACAAGGACAGACUAAAGAAAGAGAUGGUGUCAAGAGUCAACACAGUGGCAGCAGAAUUUCGCAAAGUCUCGAACAAACAGAUGGCAGAGACCACUAAACGUACCAUUCGGGAAAACGUGUCGAUCAUGGCACAACUUGUACAGAAGUCUGACAAAACCAUGGAGCUUAUCCAGGAGAACGAUGACCUGCGGGCCAAGGAGAAGAAACAGAAACAACACAUAGAUAUGUUAGAAACCACAGAAAAGGAGCUGGCUAAGAAAAACCACAGCAACCAAAAGGUGAUACGAAUGCUGACAGAGAAGUGCCGUGCCCAGGAGGCGAUGGUAGGAGAACUGGAGAUGAGGGAGCAGGAGUACCAGGAGGUGGAGGCUGAACACGAACUGCUGCAGCAACAACUCCAGUCACAGAGAGAAGACAUACAAAAAUUGGCAAAGGAAAAUGAGACCUAUGAUGAAUCUUUGAAAGAUGCGAAGGAUAAACACAGAGUUGAAAAACGAAACCGAGAAAAACUGGACAAAGUGUUAUAUGAUGCUGCCAACGCACUUCGCCUGGCUCUUGGGAAAUAUGAUGAAGAGGAAGAAAUGCCAGUGUAUGGGGCAGGACUCAAUGACAUAGAGCGACGAGACAAUAUGUUGGAGAAUCUCCUCGUCCUGCUCAACAGUGCUGCAGCAGUGGGUGUGGGCCCUGAGCCUGGUGCGCUAGGCAAACACCAAAAAGUACGACAACGCAGCGCCAGUGAGAUGCCGGGUAGCAAACAGGGUAUCAAACGCGGGAUGUUGCCAAUGUCCCCGAUAGCUAAAAGUUCCCAGGGCACUUUGCCCCACUACCAGCUGGGUGAUCUGGGCCUAAUACCUCGACCCAAAAACACCAUUCCCUCCAGUCUGGACAAGAUGCGAGUUCUUUCUGCCACUACCCGGCUAGGAGGACUUCGCAAGGUGCUUACCCGCUCAGUGGGCAUACAGACCGUCAGUGCUCCAAAGGCUCUUUUCUAUGCUGACCAAUUGCUCAGUAAAGCUCCAGCAUAUACCCAGAAUGCUGUGCUACAGGAAAAAUCUCGCCCGGACAUCAGAUCUCCAGGAAUUCCCCUUGGCCCCAUCACUUCUUCUAAACAUAUGAUGGUGGGCAAGGCAUACUGAUCACCAUAAGACUCUUUCACAUUAAUAUCCUGUCACUGCGCCACUGUCUGUUCAAAGCCUGGCUACGUAUAAAUAAAUCUAUAAGAUAAGCUGAAAGUCUCUACGUUUUGAACUCUACGUUUUGAAACAUUAAAUAUAAAAUACCACUUACCUUUUACCCUUUUUUUGUACAUGACUUGUUUUACAAGGGCAUAACGACGCGUAACAUAAGUUAUAGGAUAUACAGAAAUGGCCCAUAGGUGACCAUUAUAAUACUGAUGUAUCCAUGUGGCAUGUUAACGUAUAAAACCAUGUUAUAUAAUGUUUCGAAAUCCAAAUGAUCUCCAUCAAAAAAACAAAAAAACAUGAAAAUAAAAAGUCCAAUGACACAUGUAUGUCUAAUGGUUCGUACAAAUUAAAAGAGUGGGAGGCAGGAAGUGAGCUUUUUGUCAUAGUGUAAUGCUGAGGGGUAGGGGACGGAGGUGAUACCAGACUUUGACUCUGCACCUGUCCAAGCUACCAGUCACUCUAUAUUACCACCUGGUCAUAUUUACUCUUGUGUUGCGAUUUUUAGAUAGUAACCAUUUCAAAACUGCAUGGCUCACUGAAUAGUUAUAUUUUUCACAAAAAUAGUGGUGUUCAACUGUCUGUUCAAAUGUCACCAGAUAUUGACAUUCCUUUAUUGAUUACAUGUAUUCCGUUAACAUGUCUUUUAUGUACUGUGAAAUCUCUAAUUUUUGUGGGGAUUUUAAAUUUCUUAAGUCAUUGGUUCACAAAGUAAUUAGAAGUUUGAUAUAAAACAGUUUUGAGUUUGAAUGGGUAGUUGUUAUCCACAAAUUUAUGUACCCACAAAAUGGUAUUUUGUCCGGAAACCGUGAAAUUUUGGCCCCUCAAAAAUAUCUGAUUUUACAGUAUGUCUGAUGUCACCACAACACAUUCCAUUAAGUUUCACAAUACUUAAUUUUUAUACACAGGCCAUUGACCAGGUGUACUUGUAUUUUCUACACAUACAAAAGGUACCCAUAUCAUGAAUGGUUGUUAAAGUUAAAUAUUUAAUGUGAUAAAUGGUUCGUUAAAAAUGCAUUGCUAAUUACUGUCUUUUGAUUGUCUAUAUAUACAUGUACAUGUGUCCACUUUUAGUAAAUUUAUUUUUUUAUAUUUUAUCAAAGUCAUUUUCUUAUAAAUCUCAAGUCAACCUGUAAAAUUUGUCGGGUUCAUUUGGUCUAAAUAUUUUCUAGGCUAGGAUUGCAGACCGAGAAAAAGGAAUUGUCAAUUUUAAUAAGCCUGUGUGCACCUCAGAAUGAGACUAGAGAGAUUUCUAGAUUUUCUUUUCCGUCCUAGUUGAUGAUAUGUUACAGAUGUACCUGGGUAACAUGUUUCAUCCGUCCUCAUUAAGAGUAUUACCUGGAUAACGAUGUAUACCUGACACAGGUAUAGUCACCUGGCUGCUAUAGGCAGUCCACAUGUGUAUGAUUUACAAAUCAAUACAAGUCGUAUAUUGUAAUUUGUUUCCGUACAUCACAUUUACAUGAUAUAUAUAUAUGUCAUUGUUUACUUUUUAUAUAUGUACAUCUGUACACACUUCUUGUUUUAACGAAUAAAACAUUCCACUUGUU